CCUAAUCAUGGAGCUAAUUAUAUGUUGAAACUUCUGGGCUUAUAUUCUCCGGUACUGAUUAUUCAUCAUUUCUUUGCUUCAUCCAAUAUUUCUGGUACUAUGGACAUAUCUUUGUUAAAUGUGCUCUCCAAUGGCAUGUCCUCAUUUUUGCAUCCAUCAUUUUCAGAAUUGACAAAAAAAAGCUAUAUCAAAUUUAACAUGUGCUUGAGGAUGACCCUAGAUAUUGGGAAGUGAUGUCAUCUGCACUCUCAGUUGGUUGGCUUGAUAUUGUGGUGAAAAUGUUGUGGUUGCAUGGAUCUUAUCAACUAGAUCAGCUUAGUAAUCGUGAGUUAGAGAAUGGGCUUGUGGAGGCAGUUGCUGUUCUUAUUUCCAAAAUGCCCUGCCUAUGUCGUGAAUAUACUAAUGGAAAAUUAGGUGAACUCUUUAAAUCCAAGCCUGACUUCAUCAAGGUAAAGUUUGCAAUCCAAUACAUGCGAAGAGCGAUUCAAAAGCUUUUGGGUUGCACUGAAGAAAAUCCAGAAGAAGGGAAAGGGUGCUGCCUAAUUGUUCUAUUCUCAUACUUGUAUUUUGGAUGAGAUGGAAUGAGUCUUAUAAUGACUUUAGUUAUCUACAUCUAAUAUUUUGAUGUCUUGUGUACUUUUUGAAACGAGAUUUUACGUGUUAUUACAUGUAAUGGAUAAUUACACUAUUUUUAUUUGUGUUGUUUGGACUGAAAACAUAUCUAGCUUA
Molecule: messenger RNA, 729 nt
Organism: Arachis ipaensis
Lineage: Eukaryota; Viridiplantae; Streptophyta; Magnoliopsida; Fabales; Fabaceae
Source: RefSeq, a predicted model, not a curated record